ACAAAACUCAGCAUCUUGUCUCAGUUUAUAUUUAAAAGUUAAUUGACACAGUUAGGUCUAAGAACUAAGCUUUACCGGAAUGACUGAAAUAAAGUAAUUAUUUGUUUCUAUUGAUAGUGUCUUCUUUUUGUUUAACUGUAAAAAUAUUCACCAAAUGCCUCUUGUUUGAGUUGGAGGAAAAAUUGCAGAAAGUAAAAGUUGUGUGUUUCAAUACUUUUACUUUGAUCUCAACUUGUUUUACAACAACAGCCAACAACUUUAACAACAACAUUAUUCAACGUUACAACAAAGUGUAUAAAGACUGGAAUAAUUAUGAUGUUUAAGUGAACCUUAAGAGUAAAAGAAAAGACAAAAAAUUAUAUUUCAACAAAUUUUUCUUACCUUCAUAUUUGUUUGUUUUUUUUCCAUGAAAAUUAGUUUCUACAACCUGAUGUGAUAACAAUGCGUUAUACUUCGGGAUUAUUUGUGACAUUAUUUGUUUACCUUUUAACCACACAAUCAAGUGUAAAUGGUUACCCAAAUAAAAAAACCUCUUUACCUGAAACUGAUACAUUAUCUGAUGGCAGUCAAAGAGAAGAGCUUGCCAAAAAUCUUCCGAAGAUGAAAAGUACCCCUUCCACUAAAGCUGCGAAUGAAGGUGAUACUGUAACAUUCCCAUGUGAAGUUGAAGAUCUGGGUAGUUUAAGUGUGGCCUGGAAUAAGAGAAAGGCUUCAAAGUCGGCUUCAAUUUUCUUAGGAGCUUUUCGUUUAUUAAAUGACGACAGGAUUUACCUUGAGAAAAACAAUUUAGUGAUCAAAAAUGUUAACGAAAGCGAUUCAGGAACUUACACCUGUAAAGUAUCUACCGAUAAAGAUAUUUCAGUGGAACACAUUCUCUUAGUCCAUAGUGUACCCACCAUUAAAGUUGAACCUGCCGAUAAAGUGGUCGUUCUUACCAAAGGACAAACCUUACGAUUAAAAUGCAAAUCUAGUGCCGAGCAAAAGCCAGAUAUUAAAUGGGAAAAGGAUAACAAUAAGUUAACAACCGCCUCUAACAAUCAAGAUACAUUGGAAAUACCAAAUGUAUCUCGUGGUGAUGCCGGUAAAUACAAGUGUGUAGCCUACUCCUUUUAUGGAAGUGUUAGCCAAGCAGAAUUUGAUGUUGCAGUUGAAGAGGGCCCGGAAAUUGAAUUACCUGAACCAAAUGUGUAUACCGGUAUUGGACAACAAGUAAAGCUUCGAUGUAAAGUCCAUGGAACACCAAAGCCAAGCGUUACUUGGGAAAACUCUAAAAAUGGCCGAUUACCGGGUGAAUUUGAUACACAAGAAUAUUUUGCUCUCGUAAAUAUACGAGAAGAAUCUGAUUUUGGUAAAUACCGGUGUUCAGCUUCCAAUCGAUUUGACAAGGCAGUCGGUGAAAUUGAAGUCUCUGGUCGUCCCUCCAAACCAAUAAUCUUGAACUCGGAUGAUGAUUUUCCAUCUUCAGGAGAGGAAUUUGAAUUGAAAUAUCAAGUUACAUCCUAUUCGCCAAUAACUAAAAUUAUAGUCAGUUAUCGUUAUUCAAAGAACUUGGACAAAUUUUCCGACUGGAAUACAACAGAGGUUAAUGCCGGCGACUCUAUUGGUCCAACUUAUAAUUUAAAGCAUGUACUGUCAAAUAUGGAGCGAAAUACCUAUGAAGUUAAGGUUUAUGCUGAAAACAAAUAUGGUCGUAGUGAAGGUAGCGAUAUACAUUCAAUUACAACGGAUGGUGAAAAAGAACAUUGGAAAGCUGCAGGAUCAAAUUCCUAUGGAACAAAAUCAAGUAUUUCCUUGAUAACUUGUAUGGUGAUAUUAAUCACAUUCUGCCUUUCAAGUUAAUGUUUUUUUUUCAUUCAUUAAAAUUAUCAUCACUUAUAAAAUUCA
Molecule: messenger RNA, 1884 nt
Organism: Tetranychus urticae (two-spotted spider mite)
Lineage: Eukaryota; Metazoa; Arthropoda; Arachnida; Trombidiformes; Tetranychidae
Product: protein amalgam
Cellular component (GO): neuron projection
Molecular function (GO): protein binding
Source: RefSeq, a predicted model, not a curated record